AUGGCUGGUACACCAGACGAUUUAAGAAGUGCGAAUGUUAUAUUCGAUCGCUGGAAGAACGAUGGACUAACAGUAUUUAAACCAUCCUAUAAUGUUCUUUUGUCAUAUCCAAAUAAUGAGACAGUUAAUAGAGUAAUAGUUCGAAAUGGUGCAACUAUUCUUGUAGAAACAGAAGGCAAAGAAAAGAUUUAUGAUCCACAGCUACCCCCAACUGUCAACCCAUUUCUAGCUUACACACCAAACGGAACUUUUACCAGUUCGAACUUGUACUAUGCGAAUUAUGGACGUUUGGAAGAUUUUGAAAAUUUGAUAGCCAAAGUCUCACUAACAGCAUUACAGAAUAGCACAGUCAUUUGUCGUUAUGGAAAAAUUUUUCGUGGAGACAAAGUAAUGCAUGCACAGCAAUUUGGUGCAAAAGCAGCUAUAUUAUAUAAUGAUCCACAAGAUUACGCUCCUUUUGGUACGACACAAGAUGUAACUUAUAAUAAUACAUGGUUUUUGCCCGAUAGUGGUGCUCAGCGAGGUUCUUCUUAUACAUCGAAUGGUGAUCCGUUAACGCCAAUUUAUCCAUCAAAAGAUUAUAUGUUUCAUCUGAACGAAGAUAUCGAUACUCUACCCAAAAUACCUGCACAACCCAUCAGUUAUACAGAGGCUAGAGAUAUAAUGCAAUAUAUGACUGGAGAAGAUGUACCUGAUGAGUGGAAAGGUGCGAUGACUGUACCUUAUAAAUAUGGUGGACCGUUAAAUAAUUCAAAUACGAUCACAGUUACUUCAUAUAACAAACGUGAACCAAGAGACACGUAUAAUGUAAUUGGGAUAAUGGAAGGCGAGAUAGAACCAGGAUUCAAACCACGUCGUAGUUUAAUGUUUUGCAGUUGGGGAGCAGAAGAGUACGGUUUGAUCGGAUCGGUAGAAUGGGUUCAAGAAUACGUAAAAGUGUUGAGUGCUAGAAUAGUUUCAUAUUUAAAUUUGGAUGUAGCAGUUGAAGGAAAUUGGACAGUGGAUGUUAAAAGUUCACCAUUAUUAUACAACGUCAUAGUUGAUGCAGCCAAAACAGUUCCCAGUGCGUAUGACGGAUCUAAAACGGUCCAUGAUAAAUGGAUGGAAGUUCAUAACAAUGAACCGAAAAUUGAGUAUGGUCUUGGUUCUGGCAGUGACUUUUUAGCUUUUGAUCAAUUAGCUGGUUCAUCAAAUUUUGAUACAUCGUAUGGGUUUGAUCCUAAAUCACAUGGAAAUUUGGGAUCGUAUCCGUUAUAUCACACAUCAUACGAAGUAUUUUCAAUGGUCGAAAAAUUUGUCGAUCCAGAGUUUAAGGCUCAUCAAACAAUGGGUCAAUUUACUGGAGCGUUAGCACUCCGUUUAUCCGAAUCAGCUCUAAUACCAUUUAGUGUUGAACAUUAUACUAAAGCAUUAAACAUUGCGUUAGCAGAUUUAGAAAAAGAAAAACCAUUGAAUACAAAUCUCACUAGUCUCAAAAUUUCAAUCGAUGAAUAUGGAGCAGCAGCAGUCGAUUUUGUUGAAAAAGCUAAAGAUAUCGAUAAAAAUAAUCCAUAUGCAAUUCGUGUAUAUAAUGAUCAAUUAUUACAGCUUGAAAGAGCAUUUAUAAAUCCUCAUGGACUGGCAUCUGAUACUCCUGAUUUUAAACAUAUUAUUUAUGCACCAUCAAAAGGAAAUCAAUAUGCUGCAAGCGGCUUUCCAUCGAUUACUGGCGCUUUCGCUACCGGAGACUCAGAGGAAAUUAAGAAACAAAUUUCAAUAGCGACAUAUUUUAUUAAAGGCGCAACAUCUGUUCUCAAACAGCCAUUCAAUUUUAUUACGGAUUGA
Molecule: messenger RNA, 1824 nt
Organism: Didymodactylos carnosus
Lineage: Eukaryota; Metazoa; Rotifera; Eurotatoria; Philodinida; Philodinidae
Source: the annotation of a GenBank genome assembly